Molecule: messenger RNA, 753 nt
Organism: Pseudomassariella vexata
Lineage: Eukaryota; Fungi; Ascomycota; Sordariomycetes; Amphisphaeriales; Pseudomassariaceae
Product: malate dehydrogenase
Exons: 2
Coding region: 1-753 (250 amino acids)
Source: RefSeq, a predicted model, not a curated record
AUGUUGCCCGAAAGUCUCCUCGUUUUCAUAUCGGCUCUGUCAGUUGCCUCUGCUGGUCCCAUAUGGCGGAGAUGUGCCAACACGACCGAUGCGGUCACUCCUACGCUGCCAAACACUGGUGCUGCAAAAGAACUUGCCAGCCCCUUUGGCCUCACCCUCAAGCACAUAACGGUCGGUCAUGGCAUUCAGAACUACAGCUGUAGUGCCGUAAACGUCACGGCCACCUCGGCUGGCGCUCUGGCCGUGCUGUACGACGUCACGAGCCUCUACCCCGGUUCAUCGACCAACGCACUCUCCACCGAGGUAUGGCACCAACUCCCCGUCGACAUGCUGCGAACCACCGACAUUCCCCUGAACCUUGUCGGAAACGCCGUCAACCAGUAUGCCGCCAAUACCUCCGGCCCCUUCGCCGGCGACGCAAACACCACUGUCAACGGUCUCACGCUCCCCCUCGCGGGACACCAUUACUUCGACGCCACCCUGGUACCUACCUUCAACUUGUACAAGACGGGUGAAAUGCUGGUGUCGGCCAAGCUCGACGGCAUCAAGGCACCCACCGGUGCGGACCCGGGCUUGCUCCGCACGGGUGCCGUCGACUGGUUGGAACUGGGCGAUAAGGGUCUCGGCACGUCUGUCGGCCUGACCCAGGUCUAUCGCGUCAGUACUGCUGGCGGCAGCCCCGUGCGCUGCUCCUCUGUCGGCGAGACCUUCAGUGUCCCGUACGCCGCCAUGUACUGGUUCUACGCUAAAUGA